Molecule: messenger RNA, 369 nt
Organism: Fusarium graminearum PH-1
Lineage: Eukaryota; Fungi; Ascomycota; Sordariomycetes; Hypocreales; Nectriaceae
Exons: 2
Coding region: 1-369 (122 amino acids)
Source: RefSeq, a predicted model, not a curated record
AUGGGGUUCCUGGCCGAAUUGAUCCUUCUCCUUGACCUUCUCCAUUUCUGGAUAAAGUUGAUUUUCCCGACAGCUUCCUACAUCCUGCAUGCCGCGAAUCUAACGCCUGGUCCAGCGUUCUGGUACCGGUACUUCAGCCUACAGGACAAGCAGUGCACGAACCAUCUUUCUAGAGGCAAACUGGCAAGCAAGGCUACGAUCUCGGGGAUGCAACUCCAUACGUAUGCCACAACUAGCCUAGGCCCUGUCACAGUCAGGGUUACUUUCUCAGCUGUCAAAGACGUGCGAAAGCAAACGAGGCAAGCGAUCGUUUUGCCCCUGAACACAACCAGCCAACCCCCAUGCAAUGAUAACAUUGCCGAGAUGUAA